CGCUCCAUCAAAACCCGGGCGCUUUUUUUCAGCUCGCGCUCACAGACCUUCCUCCAAACGCUGAAGUGCUGUGCGAGCGCGGCCACACUGUCCGGAAAGAGCUCGCGCACCACACACACUUAUAUACAUAUAUACAUAUAUAUACACACACACACUUCCACACACUCUUUCUGACUGAGACUGAGAAGGAAAGGAAAGGAAGGGAAAGGAAGGGAAAGGAAGGGAAAGGAAGAGCGUCCAGACCGAAUGAAGACCGAAGGAUCUGCCCGGAUUGGAGCCCAGAAUGUUGGCAUGGUGCUGCAGGAGAUCGGUUCACAGGAACACUAGCACGCACAGAUCCUCGGAGCCGCGCGCGGCGGAUGCGGCUGCGCUUGCGCUCGCGCUCGCUCAUCCAGGAUUACCAAGGCGCCUCUCCUUCUUCUUCUUCUUCUCUUUCAUUUUGUUCUCCUCUUCCCAGUCUCGUUCGGACUAUGGCCUCGGCUCCCACACUGGCGGGGGCCGAAGGGUUUGGAGUUUUACCCCCGAGCUACACGCGCUCCGGUAACCCGGACCUCCUCACCCGCAGAGCCGCUUACUGCCACGCCGCUUAUGCGCUCAAACAGAUCGCCAAGGGGAAGGCUGUGGGUCAGAAAGCUCCGCUGUGGCUCCGGGCAAGGUUCCAGGCUCUCCUCUUUACUCUGGGUUGUCAUAUUCAGCGACACUGUGGAAAAGUGCUUUUUAUUGGACUCCUCGUCUUUGGAGCCUUCUCGGUUGGCCUGCGAGUGGCCGCCAUCGAGACAGACAUCGAACAGCUAUGGGUGGAAGCUGGCAGUAGGGUGAGCAGGGAAUUGCGCUACACAAAGGAGAAGCAAGGAGAAGAGGCAGUGUUCACCUCACAGAUGCUCAUACAGACACCCAAACAGGAAGGAACCAAUAUUCUUACCCAGGAAGCUUUGUUGCUCCACCUGGAGGCAGCUGUAUCCGCCAGCAAAGUCCAGGUGUCUCUUUAUGGAAAAUCCUGGGAUCUUAACAAAAUUUGCUUCAAAUCUGGAGUUCCAAUUAUAGAAAACGUCAUGAUUGAGCGGAUGAUUGACAAGCUUUUCCCCUGCAUGAUUGUGACCCCACUGGACUGCUUCUGGGAGGGCUCCAAACUGCAGGGAGGCUCAGCCUACUUACCGGGCAUGCCUGACAUUCAGUGGAUGAAUCUGGACCCUCUGAAGCUCAUGGAGGAGUUGAGCCAGUUCACCUCAUUGGAAGGUUUCAAGGAGAUGCUGGACAAGGCUCAAGUAGGCCAUGCAUACAUGAACCGGCCCUGUCUUGAUCCCAAUGACCCAGACUGCCCGCUCAGUGCCCCCAACAAGCACCUGCGGCAGAGUCCAGAUAUUGCUAUGGAACUGCAGGGUGGCUGCCAUGGUUUCUCAAAGAAGUUCAUGCACUGGCAGGAGGAGCUGAUCCUGGGGGAACGGAUGAAGAGCUCGCAGGGGGUUUUGCAGAGUGCAGAGGCUUUGCAGACCAUGUUUCUCCUCAUGAGUCCCAAGCAGCUAUAUGAACACUUUAAGGAUGACUAUGAGAUCCAUGACAUCAACUGGAAUGAGGAUAAGGCCACUGCGAUCCUGGAGUCCUGGCAGAGAAAGUUUGUCGAGGUGGUCCAUGGAAGCAUUCCUCAGAACUCCUCCUCUGACGUCCACGCUUUUUCUACCACUACACUCAAUGACAUCAUGAAGUCCUUCUCCGAUGUCAGUGUCAUCAGGGUCGCAGGAGGUUACCUGCUCAUGCUGGCCUAUGCAUGUGUGACCAUGCUCCGCUGGGACUGUGCUAAGAGUCAGGGUGCGGUGGGACUCGCUGGAGUGCUACUGGUGGCUCUAUCUGUAGCUGCAGGUUUAGGGUUAUGCUCUCUGUUGGGGUUGUCUUUCAACGCUGCCACUACACAGGUGCUGCCAUUUUUGGCGCUGGGUAUAGGGGUGGAUGACAUGUUCCUUCUGGCUCAUUCUUUCACAGAGACUGGCUCCAACAUCCCCUUCAAGGAAAGGACUGGUGAUUGUCUCAGAAGGACUGGCACUAGUGUGGCUCUCACCUCUAUUAACAACAUGAUCGCCUUCUUCAUGGCAGCCCUCGUGCCCAUUCCUGCCCUUCGGGCUUUCUCAUUGCAGGCUGCUAUUGUGGUGGUGUUUAAUUUUGCUAUGGUCCUGCUCAUCUUCCCUGCAAUCCUAAGUCUGGAUCUGCAUAGACGCAAGGACAAAAGACUGGACAUCCUCUGUUGCUUCUACAGCCCAUGUUCCUCACGAGUAAUCCAGAUCCAGAGUCAGGAGUUCUCUGAUGCCAAUGAUAACCACACUCACCCUCAUGGUCCAGCCACCCCAACAUUUGCUGGUUCCACAAUCACCACCAGCACCCACAUCACGACCACGGUGCAGGCUUUCACCCAGUGUGAUGCUGCUGGUCAGCACAUUGUCACCAUUCUGCCCCCAACGUCUCAGAUCUCCACCAGCCCUCCCUCUGUGGUGCUGUCACCUCCAGACCCCAGACCAGCUGCUGACCCUUACGACUCCCAGCUAUUCAUGCCCUCCAGCUCUACCCGAGACCUGCUAGCCCAAGCAGAGGAGCCUCAAAUGGGACGCGAGUGCGUGCCUCUGCCCUUUUUGCAGUGGAACCUGCCCCGCUUUGCGCGAGAGAAGUAUGCACCGCUGCUGCUUAAGCCUGAAACGAAGACAGUGGUGGUGGUGGUAUUUGUGGCACUGCUCAGUCUUGGCCUCUAUGGUACCACCAUGGUCCACGAUGGCCUCUACUUGACGGAUAUUGUGCCCAGGGACACAAAGGAGUAUGACUUCAUUUCAGCCCAGUUCAAGUACUUCUCUUUCUAUAAUAUGUACUUGGUCACAAUGGAUGGUUUUGACUAUGCCCGCUCUCAACGCGAGCUCCUGCAACUUCACAACGCAUUCAAUUCGGUCAAGUACAUUGUAAGAGACAGUAAUCAAAAACUGCCCCGCAUGUGGCUCCACUACUUCCAUGACUGGCUCCGAGGACUCCAAGCUGCAUUUGAUGCUGAUUGGGAAGCAGGCAGGAUCACCUAUGACAGUUACCGCAAUGGUACUGAGGAUGGAGCAUUAGCUUACAAACUCCUCAUUCAAACUGGCUCGAAAAAAGAGCCAUUCAAUUACAGCCAGCUGACAUCUCGCCGCCUGGUAGAUAAUGAUGGUCUGAUUCCCCAAGAGGUCUUCUACAUCUACCUGACUGUAUGGGUCAGUAAUGAUCCACUAGGCUAUGCUGCAUCACAGGCCAAUUUCUAUCCCCACCCUCAUGAGUGGAUCCAUGACAAAUAUGAUACCACUGGAGAGAACCUACGUAUCCCAGCUGCUGAGCCUCUGGAGUUUGCUCAGUUCCCCUUCUACCUGAAUGGUCUUCGGCAGGCUUCAGACUUCAUUGAGGCCAUUGAGAGUGUGCGCUCCGUCUGUGAAGAAUUUAUGCGCAAGGGCAUCCCAAACUACCCCAAUGGAUACCCGUUCCUUUUCUGGGAGCAGUACAUUGGUCUGCGCCACUGGUUCCUGCUGUCUGUCAGUGUGGUGCUGGCCUGCACCUUCCUGGUGUGUGCCAUCCUGUUGCUCAAUCCCUGGACAGCAGGAAUUAUCGUUUUCAUCUUGGCUAUGAUGACAGUAGAGCUGUUUGGCAUUAUGGGCCUGAUCGGUAUCAAGCUGAGUGCCAUCCCUGUGGUUAUCCUUAUUGCCUCUGUUGGCAUUGGAGUGGAGUUUACUGUUCAUGUUGCAUUGGGCUUCCUGACUGCCAUCGGGGACAGAAACACGCGCUCAAGUGUGGCUCUAGAGCACAUGUUUGCACCUGUGAUGGAUGGUGCCAUCUCUACUCUACUUGGAGUGCUUAUGCUGGCUGGCUCUGAGUUUGACUUCAUCAUGAGGUACUUUUUUGCAGUGCUGGCCAUUUUGACAUUGUUGGGAAUUCUAAAUGGCUUGGUAUUGCUGCCUGUUCUGCUAUCAAUCGUGGGCCCUCCAGCUGAAGUCAUUCUUCCCAAUAAUGCCAAUGGUCUUUCCAGUCCCUCACCUGAGCCCAUGCCCAGGAUUAUGAACAACCAUGGCUACUAUGCUGGGCACAUCCCUAGAGCACCACGACAGGCCUUCACUGAGGUCUCGGACUCUGAGUACUACUCCGAAACAACCAACACGUCUGGGAUUGGUGAUGAAGACUACAAGCACUGUGACCGAAAUGCCUACAUAACCACACCUACGCAGCUGCCAACUUCCCACAUCCUGCUGGAGGCCAGCAAGAACCCAUCUUUUCCGAAGCUCACAGUGGUAAAACCUUAUAGUGAAAUUCCAUCUGCAACGAGUCCAAAAGAUCCACCCAGUGAGGCAGGCCAGAAUGCCGUAAAUUCCAUCAGUUCACAGAUCACGCGGUGGGACGGCAAGCCGGAGUACCAGGGAUCUAGGCAACACCCUUUACCCAAUGACAGCGCAUACUGUCAUGAGAGGACUACUCACUGCGGUGCCAGGCUACAGCAAGGCAGAGGGCCACAGCAAAACAGGACUAAAGCUCUGCCCCAUGGUGCCAAUACACUGCAGCAGCCAAGCAACACUGUCACCAUGGUUACAGCCACUGCCUCAGUAACCGUGUCAGUGCACCCCAAUCUGCCGGGGUCAUAUCAGGGUACCAUGCACGAGGUCUUUGAGGAUAGCGUAUCGGACUCUUUUGAGAGCUCUAAGAGGACUUCACAAACUUACGGGAGAGCUAAUCAGCCUUCCAAGAGAGACUCUUUACAACUCCAAGAUCUGGAAUCCCUAGAUAACAACCAGCAUCAAGCUAAACAGGGUCUAGGUGGUACAUGGACCCAAACAGCCAAAGAUUGCUAGACAGCACACAUCAUUACCCCUACAAUCCCACAACCCCUUUUGUCUGGAAUCUGUCUCUGGCUGUUUUGGGAGGUCCCUAUGCUCUGUCUUUCUGAACUGUACAUAGACCUCACAGAUAAGAGGAUUUAUUUGAAAAGAUAUUAAAAUGAUAUACUAAAAGAGGGGAAAACUAUUUAAAAAAAGAGUACUGUAUCACUUGUGUAUUCUCUUCUGUAAAAGUCAGAUAUAUAAGAGGAUUCAUAGGCUUUGUUUCCUCUUUUGUAAAGAUUAAGAAAUGUGUUCUAUGUAAAAAUUCAGAGAAGCUAAAUAUUAGGUUAUUGAAAAUGAAAGGUCAGUGUUCUUUUUUUGCUGCUAUACAUCAUAUAUGAUGAGAUGAUUUGCCUUGAAAAUGCGUAGUACCCCCUCCUCGAUGUAAGCUGUAACAUUACAUUAACAUAUUCUUACACUGCAAACUUUUUCAGCUUGUCCCCAGAUUACAUUACGUUGAUACUGUAUGUAUUCAUUUGGCAAACACGUCUAUUCAAUGUGACGUGAGAGAGAGAGAGAGAUGGAAUCUAGUUCGAGCAGUUAAGGCUUUAGGGCCUUGCUCAAAGGCCCAGCAGUGGACCUCUAGCAGUGUAGGGAUGUUAACUCACAACCUUCCAGGACACAGGACAUUAACCGCUGAGCUCCCGCUGCACCGUGUUCCCUGAUGGUGUCUUGUCUUUGAUUGCACUGUAACGUAGAAACUUAGACAUAUAUUCCAUUCAUUUUUAUCGCCAGGAAUUCAUUUCUUAGAAAUAUUUCUCCCUGACUUUUUUUUUUAUUGACAGCAACCACUGUGCCUUUGUUAUUUUAUAUACAAUUGGAAACGAUAUAUAUGUAUAUUUUUUUUAACAUUGGUGUAGUUCUGUACUAAUUGGACAGUCAUGAACAAGGACACACUUUGAAUGACACUCUAUGGUCCUAAACUUGAUCCCAAAGGUUCCUCUGUCUGUAGUACGUUAGAGUUCUCACUGUCUCAUCUGUCUGUUGAGGUCAGUUAUUAUUAUUAUUUUUUUUUGCAGUCGAUACACUUGAAUAUUUUAAGGGGCAGCAAGAUAGAUUUAAAAAAAAACCAUCUAUCAUUAGCUAUACAGUGAGUAAGUCUCAUAUUUGUUACAAUGCACCUGCUGAAGCUAUGAGAGAUAUAGCAGGUCAAAUACACUCGGCGGCCACUUUAAUAAAUAGGAACUUGUUCUUGAUUCUAAGGUUCCUGUUCUUGGCUGCAGGAGUGGAACCCAACGUGGGCUUCUGCUGCUGCAUGCCGAGAUGCUUUUCUGCUCACCACGGUUGUAAAGAGUUGCUAUGAGGAAGUUGCUAAAUCCUUCCUGGCACCUCGAACCAACCUCUGACCUCUCUCAUCAACAAGGCGUUCGUUUCUACCCGCAGAACUGUCGCCUGUCGAACCCCAGGAGGUCAGCAGUUUCUGAAAUACUCACUCGAACCGACACCCAUACCACAAUGAAGGUCACACUUUGAGAUCAUAAUUUUUCCCAUUCUGAUGUUUGAAGUGAACAUUAACCGAAGCUCUUGAUUUGUAUCUGUAUGAUUUGAUGCAUCGGGCUGCUAUCAAGAGAUCGGCUGAUUAGAUAACGGCAUAAAACGGCAGGUGGAUGUAUGGGUGUUCUUAAUAAAGUGGCCAGCGAGUGUAUAUGGUCAACUUUGAAUUAUCAUUUUCCCCAAAUGUCACUCUGAAAGAGAAUCUUAUUUAAGUACAAAGGGAGGUCAGGUUGUUGUUUUUUUUUCCUUUUUUUUUUGGCUGCUUUAGAUGUAAUACAUAGUUGAAGUCCUGUGUAAUGGUGGAUGAGGUUGUUCUCAUGCAGGCUUCUCCAGCUAGGCCAGUGUAUCACUCAUAGAGCUCAUUCAAGCCAGUAUUUCUUCUUUUCCGUCUCUUGGAUUUUGAAUUUUUCAAUACUGGUCACAACACUGCCAGAUUAAACCCAGGGAAACAUUAGAUUUAAAUGGCAGCUUUUUUGUUUUUCUUUUUUUUUGUGACGGAACUAGAAACGGAACAAUAUGUAGCUACUGAAUCUAAAAGACGACAAAAUACAACACCACAAAGUCAAGCAAGCGAUCCACAGUAUACAUGUACAUGACGUACAUGACGUGGUGAGAUAGCAGAAAGGAAAGACUAGGGGAUGGGGGUCCUGUACUUCUAUUUGAAAUGUAUGUCAUGCCAUAUGAAUUAUUUAUAUAAAAAAUUUUAUUUUUGUAGUUUGUACAGAUGUUAGUCACUAGACUGAUGUUAUAUUUUUAAAGAGUAAAUAUAUUA
Neoarius graeffei (lesser salmon catfish) is the source of this 7128-nucleotide messenger RNA. It is a transcript of the gene ptch2, whose product is annotated as patched 2. The record is from RefSeq and is a predicted model, not a curated record. NCBI's taxonomy places the organism in Eukaryota, Metazoa, Chordata, Actinopteri, Siluriformes, Ariidae. Gene Ontology annotation, cellular component: plasma membrane. The transcript has 22 exons. Bases 360 to 4835 code for a protein of 1491 amino acids. Gene Ontology annotation, biological process: smoothened signaling pathway. Gene Ontology annotation, molecular function: smoothened binding; hedgehog receptor activity; hedgehog family protein binding.